Labrus mixtus (cuckoo wrasse) is the source of this 4217-nucleotide messenger RNA. It is a transcript of the gene rufy3, whose product is annotated as RUN and FYVE domain containing 3. Gene Ontology annotation, biological process: regulation of axonogenesis. Gene Ontology annotation, molecular function: metal ion binding. The coding region runs from base 461 to 2329 and encodes 622 amino acids. Lineage: Eukaryota; Metazoa; Chordata; Actinopteri; Labriformes; Labridae. The transcript has 18 exons. The record is from RefSeq and is a predicted model, not a curated record. Gene Ontology annotation, cellular component: cytoplasm.
UUCACUGCAGCACAGCACAGGCAGUCCAAUCAGAGCGAGCCGGUGCUGAGCUGACCGGAGGAGGGCUGUGAUUUUCAGCACUGUGCUCUCUUGCAUUUAAAAAACCCCCCGUCUGCACAAAAAGGAUAAUACAAGAGGAAAGAGGGCGGAGGAGGAGGUGUUGGAGGAGAGGGGCAGGGCAGCCUUUCUCAAGACAUAUUUCUCUCAGUUGUAACAAGGACGAGGUGGAAGAAGAUGCAGGCAUAAAGAGGAGGAAAAUCAGCACCAUUGAAACACCUGCUUGAGGCCUUCAAUACUUUUUUUGCCUUUUAUCUCCUUUUUUCCCCCCAUGAUUUCUCUGUCGUCGACUCCUCUCUGACUUGUUAUUUUUUGGGAGCCUCUGCUGGUUCCCGGAAACAAAAGCUACUGCUCCUGUUUUCCCUUGGUGGUGCUGCUUCGGCCUGGCAUCAGCUGAGUCAUCAUGUCUGAUCUGACACCUCAGAGCGAAACCGCGACUCCAACCACCGACAAGAUAACUCAGGCCGCCAGGGAGACCAUUUAUCUCUGCAACUUUCGCGUGUCCGUCGAUGGCGAGUGGCUAUGCCUCCGCGAGCUCAACGACAUCUCCCUCACCCCAGACCCGGAGCCGGCCCAUGAAGAUCCCAAGGAUCCCAUCGCUAUCGAAAGGCUUAACUUGAUGAACAUGGCCAAACUAAGCAUCAAAGGCCUCAUCGAGUCUGCGCUGAACCUCGGACGCACACUGGACUCUGACUAUGCACCCCUCCAGCAGUUCUUUGUUGUGAUGGAGCACUGCCUGAAACAUGGGCUGAAAACCAAGAAGACCUUCUUGGGGCAGAACAAGUCGUUCUGGGGGGCGUUGGAACUGGUGGAGAAGUUGACACCUGAGGCAGGAGAGAUCACUGCCAGUGUAAAAGACCUGCCUGGUCUCAAAACUCCAUUAGGAAGGGGGCGUGCCUGGCUGAGACUGGCCCUGAUGCAGAAGAAACUCUCGGACUACAUGAAGACGAUCAUCAACAGAAAGGACCUGCUCAGUGAAUUCUAUGAAGCUAAUGCACUGAUGAUGGAGGAGGAGGGAGCUGUUAUCGCUGGGCUGCUUGUCGGACUAAAUGUUAUUGAUGCCAAUCUGUGUAUGAAGGGAGAGGACCUCGACUCGCAGGUCGGAGUGAUUGAUUUUUCAAUGUACCUCAAAGAUGGAGGACACAGCAGUAAGAGUGCAGAGGGCGAUGGUCAGAUCACAGCAAUACUCGAUCAAAAGAAUUAUGUGGAAGAGCUGAACAGACAUUUAAGUGCAUCAGUGAAUAACCUCCAGGCCAAGGUGGACGCUCUGGAAAAGUCCAACACAAAGUUAACAGAAGAGCUUGCAGUCGCAAAUAACAGGAUCAUAACUUUACAAGAAGAUGUGGAGAGAGUUAAGGAAGAGAGCUCAUAUCAGCUGGAGUCAAGAAAGGCAUCAAGAAGCGACUCAGUAGCAGAUGGACAAGCACUUGGGGAAACACGCAAGCAGCUCAAAGAGGAAACUUUGCUUCGAUUGGAUGUGGAGAAGGAGCUGGAGGUGCAAAUCGGGAUGAAGCAGGAGAUGGAGUUGUCCAUGAAGAUGCUGGAGAAAGACAUCUGUGAGAAGCAGGACUCUCUGGUGGAGCUCAGGCAGCAGCUGGAAGAUCUCCGUGUCAUCAACCAACAGAUCAGCCACAAGUCACAGAGCACUGAAACAAGCUCUAAACAGAAGAGUGAAGCCAUCACUCGCUUGGAGGAGAAAAUAAACCAGAUGACUGGGACUGUAAAACAUCUGGAGACAAGAUGCAAACAGGCCGAGAGAGAGAGGGACGUUGCUUUUGAGGCCAACCGGCUCUUCAAGCAGGAGUUUGGAGAUAAAAUAGAGAGUCUGCAAGAGGAGGUGGAGCAGCUGAGGAAGCACAGGUAUCAUCUUGACCUGGAGCUAAGAAAAGAGCGAGAGCGAAGGAGUGAGCACCAUCAAGACUCUUCACCCUUACUGCCCGGGACUCCUCAGAGGAAACAACCAGAGAACAUACCAAAACGUCACUCUGGAGCAGAGGAUAGAUCAAGUCUGAGCUCCAGCUUGUCUUUGUCACACCAUGAAGAUGAACAGGAGGAAUCCCUCGUGGAAAUCAGUCAGCCCUCUGUCUGUACGAUGUGUGAGAAGGAGGACUCCCUCCUGAAGACAAAGAAACAGUGUAAGAACUGUAGCGGGGUUUUCUGCCUGAGCUGUGUGUCCAACGAGUUGCCGUUACCUUCCUCCAUCCUCCCAGAGACUGUGUGCACCGCCUGCUACUCUCUGUUACUCCAACAGUACGCUUCAACACCACCAUGAAGCAGCAGUUUACCAAAAGACACAGUGAUGAUCGGUCACAUUUCAUGUACAUCUGGCACUGCAAAAAUGCACUUUUUGACUUCAUGGCUGGAGACGAUGGGACAGAGCUGAUGGAGUCCUGCCAGUUCUGAACUCGCAAAACUUUUAAAGCGGUGUCAGACUGGCUGGAGCUUUUUCGAUGCAGGUUUUAAUUUUUAAAUACUGGUGAAGCUGUAACUCCUCCUUUCUUGCAGAAAGUUUGUUAAUUGAUAUGAAGUGGUGUUUUUUUGUUUUUGUAAAACCUGCAUUCAAAAAGUUGAAAAGCACCUAAUUGAAGGUCAGUGAUAUAAAAAGACUACUUGAAUCAUGUCAUGCAUUUAAAAAAACGGACUUUACAAAGUGUCCACUAAGUGGAUUAUUACUACUGUAAGUGGUCAACUGGAAAUAUUUUUAAACUCAGUUUUAAAAGACAAAAAAGGAAAAACGUCUUCUAUUUCAACUCCUCCAUCAGUACACUAUGGUUAAUCAUUAUCCAUCAGUACUAUGGUUACUCAUAAACACAUAAAAACAUCAUCUACAAUGGAAACUUUUCAUUCCUUAACUUUACUGAAGGGUUUACAUCCAGACUUUAGAGCUAAACAUGUCCUUUGAUUCAAAGUGAUACUGACAAAAUCAAAUAUCCAUAACACCUUUGACCAAAUAAUUUAUUAUACUUUGAUAUAAAAGACGGGUCAGUGUUUUGUGUAAGAUUCUAUGUGCUGACAAAGCUUUUUAGACACUAUGAAAUUGUUCAAAACACUCUUAGAUGUACAUGGCUUUAUGAUACACUCAAGUCUUCUGAUGUGAGAAAAAUUGAGAAACUCUAAUGCUUUAUUAAUGCCUUACAAUUAAUUAAAAACCAGUAAAGCUAUUGAAGUUCUAUGUAAGUCAUCCUAAAGUGCUGGACUCUGUAGUCUUUUAUCAUGAUUUAUGACCUGACAUCCAGCUGUGGGGGUCAGACUGCACAAGGAAGUAGAUUUUGCUGUAAAGUUUUCAAAGGAAUAGUUCUUGCACAAGAUGAGCAGUUAGGUUUAUUUCUUUUUUUAAGAUUUAUUUUUGGGCUGUUGCCUUCAUGUAGAUAAGACAGUGGAUAGAGUAGGACAUCAGGGGAGAGAGAGUGGAGAGAGACAUGCAGGAGAGGAGAAACAGAUCAGACUUGAACCCGGGCCGCUCUCUUGGAGGGCUAUCGUGCCCCAUGAGCAAGAGAUUUGUCUGUUCACUUUGAAAUUGUUUUGCUUAGCUAAUCACAGACACUGGCAAGACAGAAAACAGCUAGCAAGGUUUCUUUGAGUCUUGAAUUUGUUCGGAAGCAGCUGUAGAGAUUCUGCUAAAAAGGCAGAUUCUGUCAUGUUUAAAUUGAGGGACACAUUGUUAACGCUAUGCUGAGCUAUCUAGCUGCUUGCUGUAGAUUCGUAAAUAGGGUACAGACAUAAGAGUGGUUUUAAAAUGCUGAAUAUCUCUGAUGUAAUGUAUCUUUAAUGUCAUUUUUUGUCAUUAGCCAGAAGUGGCAUUAACAAAACAUGAUUCAAAGUAAUCUCCUGUUCAUAUUUUCAUCCGAAUCUGGAUUAUUAACAGCACUUAACAUCUGGAAAUCUAACAUUGAGAUAUUUAGAAUCCAUGCUUCUCUCUGGACUUCCUUUCUGGAGCUCUGAACAUAUUUCAACCUUUUUAAGGGCUCGGCUCUCUGCCUGCUUGCUUUGAAGUAGACAUAUCAGGUCAUGUUUAUAGAAGCUAUUUUUGAUGUUCUGUUGAUGUAUAUGAAGAGUAAUUAGAAGCUCAGUGUAAUGUCUGAGGUAGAUGUUCUUGUUAAAGACAAUUAACACAAGAGAUGGAUAUGCUUCUUAGAUCAAUAAACUUUUAUUCACUUUUA